AUGAAAUUCUUCAUCAUCCUGCUGCUUGGCAGCCUCACCUACACCUCCCUCGGUGCUGUCCUGCCUGGGCCCGGAGAUGAACUCCAUGUGAAGACUCAGAGUUCAGACACUGUCCCAGCUGCCCAGUUUACCCCUACCAGCCAGGCCAGCAAGGAGCACGCUUCCAGUGAAGACCCUUCCAAGGAGCCUUUCUUCUUCAGAGAAGUGAUUUCCAGUGACGAUGUGGUGAUAGAAUAUCCCAAGCCAAAGAGUCAUAAGGCCCAGUCGUAUCACUCCCCACUUCAGGGCAGCCCCAAGAGUGCUACGUUUCAGUCGGAGGAGACCACGGGACUCACUCCCACAGCCGGUAUGAGCCGGGAAGAAGGGAAGUCAACUACUUCAGAGGAAAAACUAGCCAAAAUCAGCCAUGCAAUGGGGAAGGAUCUGGAUAAAAUGGUUAAAGUACUUACGAAUUAUGCGGAAGGCAUGAUCCCUGGUUCCAACGGCAUUGUGAAGCCAUAA
Nannospalax galili (Upper Galilee mountains blind mole rat) is the source of this 501-nucleotide messenger RNA. RefSeq names its product glycosylation-dependent cell adhesion molecule 1-like. The transcript has 4 exons. The record is from RefSeq and is a predicted model, not a curated record. Bases 1 to 501 code for a protein of 166 amino acids. Lineage: Eukaryota; Metazoa; Chordata; Mammalia; Rodentia; Spalacidae.